UGUGAGUCGCCGGGAGACGGGGAGUGGCCUGGUUCGGAUCUCUCCGCUCUCCAUGGAGCCGCCGCCACCGUCCGCGGCCUGGAGCCUCCAUGCUGUGGAGGUGAAAGCAGGACGGAGGGAGCCCUGUGUCCUGAGCCUCUCCCAACGCCACGGGCAGUGCGAGUUGAUUAUCCAUUCACAGGAAAAGGACCCAUCUGACCAGGAUAACAUUCCCAUCAACAGCCGUUUUAGAUGUGUGCAAGAGGCUGAAGAAACUCUGUUGAUUGAUAUAGCGACAAACACUGGCUGCAAGAUCAGAAUACAGGGAGACUGCACACCAGAGCGCCUCUUUGAGAUCCCCGAUGAGGAACGCUGCCUGGGGUUCCUCACCGAAGUGCUGAAUGUACAAGAAGCCCAAUCGAAAGCGCCUUUUCCUGAGCACAGCGAGCCAGCCAGCUGGUAUCAGGUGGAGAAAAACCUCCCAGCUCCUCCUCAGUCAUCUGUUUCAGGGGUUCUAGGCUUUGAAGAUCAUUUCAAUGCCAUAAGUUUGGAGAAGAAAAGAAACUUACAAAACCAGCAAAUGGGAUCUCGCCGGGAGCCCCCGCCCCCUCCUCCUCCUCCGCAAAAUAGGCAGUUUCAUCGAGAGAGGGAAAGUGUGGCCAGAGACCAGCCAAAAGUAACCAACACCAUGCGCAAGCUGUUUGUGCCCAACACGCAGUCUGGGCAAAGAGAGGGUCUCAUCAAACACUUGCUUGCCAAAAGAGAGAAGGAAUACGUCAACAUUCAGAGCUUCAGGUUUUUUGUGGGAACGUGGAAUGUGAACGGCCAGUCUCCGGACAGUGGAUUGGAACCCUGGCUAGUCUGUGACUCAGACCCCCCAGAUGUCUACUGUAUUGGUUUCCAGGAGUUGGACCUCAGCACAGAGGCUUUUUUCUAUUUUGACUCUGUGAAGGAGCAAGAGUGGCUGGCUGCUGUGGAGAAGGCCUUGCACCCCAAGGCGAAGUAUAAGAAAGUGCAGGUGGUCCGUCUGGUUGGGAUGAUGCUGGUUGUGUUUGCCAGGAAGGAUCAACUGAGUUAUAUCACAGAUAUCAUGGCAGAGACUGUGGGGACUGGAAUAAUGGGGAAAAUGGGUAACAAGGGCGGUGUGGCCGUGAGGUUUGUAUUCCACAACACCACCUUCUGCAUCGUCAAUUCCCACCUCGCUGCUCACGUGGAGGACUUUGAGCGACGGAACCAGGAUUACAAGGAUAUCUGUGCCCGGUUAAGCUUCCUGCCCCCUGACCAGGGCCUGCCUCAGCUGAGCAUCAUGAAACACGAUGUUGUCAUCUGGCUGGGAGACCUAAACUACAGGUUGUGCCUCCCUGAUGCCAGUGAGGUGAAAACUCUGAUCAGUAAGAAUGAGCUUCAGAAGCUGUUGACAUAUGACCAGUUGAAUAUUCAGCGGACUCAUAAGAAAGCUUUUGCUGAUUUCACAGAGGGAGAAAUUAAAUUCAUCCCCACGUACAAAUUUGACUCUAAAACAGACCGCUGGGAUUCCAGCGGGAAGUGUCGUGUGCCAGCCUGGUGCGAUCGAAUCCUCUGGAGAGGGGGGAACAUUAAUCAGCUGCGGUACCGCAGUCACAUGGACCUGAAAACCAGCGACCACAAGCCAGUCAGCUCGCUGUUCCUUAUUGGGGUGAAGAUUGUGGAUGAGCAGAGGUACCGGAGGUUGUUUGAGGAUAUUGUUCGCAUGAUGGACAGAAUGGAGAAUGACUUCCUUCCUUCACUGGAGCUUAGCCGGAGAGAGUUUGUGUUUGAGAAGGUGAAGUUCCGGCAGCUACAGAAGGAGAAGUUCCAGAUCACCAACAACGGGCAGGUCACCUGUCACUUCUCCUUCAUCCCCAAACUCAAUGAUAGCCAGUACUGUAAACCAUGGCUUCGGGCCGAGCCCUGUGAGGGGUAUCUGGAGCCGAAUGAGACUGUGGACAUCUCACUGGAUGUGUAUGUCAGUAAGGACUCUGUGACCCUCCUAAAUUCGGGUGAGGACAGAAUUGAGGAUAUCCUUGUCCUUCACCUGGACCGAGGCAAGGAUUACUUCCUCACCAUCAGUGGGAGCUACCUGCCCAGCUGCUUCGGCACCUCCCUGGAGGCUCUGUGCCGAAUGAGACGACCAAUCCGCGAAGUUCCUGUCACCAAACUUGUCGAUCUGGGAGAAGACAGCUUCCUAGAGAAGGAGAAAUCACUUUUGCAGAUGGGCCCCUCUGACAGCGAGGAUGCCAGCGAGAGACCCCUGCAGGUGCCCAAGGAGAUCUGGCUACUGGUGGACCACCUGUUCAGGCACGCUUGCCACCAGGAGGACCUGUUCCAGACGCCUGGCAUGCAGGACGAGCUGCAGCAGAUCAUCGACUGCCUGGACACCAGUAUCCCCGAGACAAUCCCGGGCAGCAACCACUCGGUGGCUGAGGCACUCCUCAUCUUCCUGGAGGCUCUGCCGGAGCCAGUCAUUUGUUACGAGCUGUAUCAGCGAUGCCUGGACUGUUCCCACGACAGUCGGCUGUGUCGACAGGUGAUUUCUCACCUGCCCCGGUGUCACCGCAACGUGUUCCGCUACCUGAUGGCGUUCCUGCGGGAGCUCCUGAAAUACUCGGAGGACAACAAUGUCAGUGCCAAUAUGAUUGCCACUCUGUUCACCAGCCUCCUUCUGCGUCCUCCACCCAACCUGAUGUCAAAACAGACUCCACAAGACCGCCAGCGUGCCAUCAGCUUCCUCCUCGGCUUCCUGCUCGGGGGGGACGAGGAGUGACCUCCCUGCCCCCGAUGCGUGGGACCUACUGCCUGUGGUUUGGUGGGGGCCAGGCCCACCCCAUAGCCCUGGAGGUGGGGGGGGGGGGGGAGUCGCUAAGCUAUGCUACAGGUUGUGUUUAUCAUCAGAAAGGAAGUGGCCUCCCGUUCUUCGACCCUGCUGUACUUACACUGCAGAGGACUUGUACACUCAUCACACUGCCACCCAAGCCAGAGCCCUCCACGGGAGGGGGGCUGUGCGUGAGCCUAGCUCUCUGGGGAUGUGCUGGUUCAUUCCCCAGCAUCCUUUCCCUGCCAGUGGAGUUAUUUAUGGGAAGGGCAGACCAGGAGCUCCCUGAGGGCCUGGAGGUUGGCCACGGUGUCCCCUGGCUGGACUCUGCUGCUCUGUGUGUAUAUGUAUGUGCACACACUGACACCUGUGUGUCUUGCCAGCUGUGCAAAGGGGCUUCCCUGAGUGUGCAUCCCUUGUCUUGGACCCGGUGUGUGCCAGCAGCAGCACUGAAAGGGUUAAUCAGUCCUUUGGCCUCUCCAGUCCCUUCAGCGCUGCAUAGCCUUUCCUUUCUGCUCUGUGGUUUGUGUGAUGCGGCCCCUGCAUUGUUCACCCUGCCCCUCCCCGAAGCAGGGUAGCUUUACUCUGGCUUGUUGGCACCUGGCCCAGUGCUGGGGCAGUGAGCAGGGGGGCCCUGGCCUGGCUUCUGGGGUGCCAGUGGGGUUGCUGGUGGAAUAAUGGGGUGAUGGUGCAGCCUCACUGGGGAAGGCUGCAGGGAAGGGGGGGAGGCAUCUGCGUAGUUGGGAUGGGGGGACAGUUUAGUCUCCUGCGAGAGCGGGGCGAGGGCUCAGCCUCCGGGGGGUGGGCUGGGGUAGCUCAGUGGGGCUGUGUGGGCAUUUGGCAGGGCUUCCACUUCUCUGGCAGGUCAAUGCUGCAGCUAGUGGCUGCGGCAACCCUACACCUCCUCCACGCUCGCCCAUGGUACGCUCCAGCCCUCCGCUGUCAGCCACCAAGGAGGGGAUCAUCCUUCCUGUGUGCGGUGCUGGUUGGGUCCCCCCCCCAGCCCUGUGCUUUCUGCUACAGCUGAGCCCAGCACCUUGCUCCUGCCUCUGCAUGCUGGGCCCACUGCUGUCAGUGCAGAGCCCUUGCCCUGCUCUCCAAGGGGAUGGAAGAUCCCAGGCUCUUUGGCACUUGUUCCCCUUUAUGUGCUGAUGUUCACCUAAAGCUGAGCCCUGGGAGGGGAGGGGGGAUGUGCCCUGCCUACUGCCUGGGGAAGAGACUAGUUGGGGGCCUACAUCAUUCACCCCUCUGCUGCUCCGUUUCUCCUGGGGCAGGGAGGAAGAGCUGAAAUCCUGGGGGGGGGGGGGGGUGCUGCUGCUCCCAGUACCAGUGCUGGUGGGGUUCUCCGAGCUGUGUGCCUCCUGUCUGUGUCUGAGGCUGGGGAGGGGUGCAUGCGGGAGGGGGUCACCAGAACACUAAGACUUACCAGCUUUGGCCACAGGCCCAGCCCGGGCAGCUCCAGCACCAGGAGCUGAGGUGUGGGCUGGAGCCACAGGAGAAAGAAACCUCAGGGCCCAGGGAACUCAGUAGUUUGUGGGGAGGGAAUGGGUCCUGGUCAGCAGCAGGCCCUGGGGAUUCAGUGUCUAUGGUAAGUGUCUGGAGGAAGAUCCUACCCCCCUGCCCACACACACAAUGCCAGGAUAGGGGAAGGCCCAUAUUUCCAGCCCCCCAAGAGAGGGCUCUGCACUCAGGCUGUCCCGUGGGGCUCUCCCCUCUGUUUCCUGUGCUGCUCUGUGCGUUGUCCUGUUGCUCGGGGCUCCUGUACCUUGGGCUGUUUCUUUUUUAUUACAUAAUUUAUUAGAAAACUCUUUAUUCCAAAUAAACCCAUUGUGCAAUGA
This is a messenger RNA of Malaclemys terrapin pileata, 4647 nucleotides long. It is a transcript of the gene OCRL, whose product is annotated as OCRL inositol polyphosphate-5-phosphatase. Gene Ontology annotation, cellular component: cytoplasm; membrane. Lineage: Eukaryota; Metazoa; Chordata; Testudines; Emydidae. The record is from RefSeq and is a predicted model, not a curated record. Bases 53 to 2761 code for a protein of 902 amino acids. Gene Ontology annotation, biological process: signal transduction; phosphatidylinositol dephosphorylation. The transcript is spliced from 24 exons. Gene Ontology annotation, molecular function: phosphatidylinositol-4,5-bisphosphate 5-phosphatase activity; inositol phosphate phosphatase activity.